AUGUCGGGGAAUACGGGUAAUACGGGUAAUACACGCAAUAUUUGCAAUCUACCAACGACAACACAUAGUAAAUCCAUUAGCCCUGCCAAAUUGGAAUUGUUAUCUGCACUUGAAAACCACCAAACGUUGGGUACGCGGCAGCGCGAUUACAGUCAACACGACGAAUGCACAAAUCAGCGACCAAAUAAACGCUGUAGAACUAUCACUGAGAGAUUAGGUGAAGCUGUUUACAAUACCGCCGUCGUCGCUGGUGGUAUUGGUGUUGCUGCUUAUCGAUUUAUGAAGGGUGAUGAUAACCAGGAGCAGUUAUCUACCCACACCUUCUCCCCUGAUCAAAGAAUACCAGGUUCCUUCAAUUUCAAAGAUUCUGAAGAAGAUUACGUUGAUUUACCCGAAACAUCCACCACACCUACAAGAACUCCAAGGAAACAAAAACAAUUCAAAGUUCAAUCUAAACGCUCUAUAUACUCCCCUAAACAUUCCCAACAUUCUCAUAAACUUAAAGAUUCCAAUAAGUCUAGAUAUCAUCACAAACACCAACAAUCAAACGAAAGAUUAGAUAACAUGUCUGCUCAACUCUCUGCCAUGAUUUCAGAUGGCCAGAAAGCUCUCACUCAACCUGCUAUCGUUGAUGAGGUUUUUGAUGAUGAUGUCUCUGAAAAUUUUCAUAUACCAUCUUCUUCUUUCACUUUCACACAAUCUAUACCCGAGUCUCAUUCUGAUUAUUCUAUCGGCGAUGGUCUACGAACUGCUGCGUCGUGA
Wallemia ichthyophaga EXF-994 is the source of this 762-nucleotide messenger RNA. RefSeq lists its product as uncharacterized. The record is from RefSeq and is a predicted model, not a curated record. NCBI's taxonomy places the organism in Eukaryota, Fungi, Basidiomycota, Wallemiomycetes, Wallemiales, Wallemiaceae. Bases 1 to 762 code for a protein of 253 amino acids. The transcript has a single exon.